AUGAAAUCCACUUUUAAUCUGCAGAAUCUUCGAAACACACCAAAAAAUCUACUCUUCCAUUAUCAUGUCUAACUUGUUUCACUUAACAUGGUUUACUCUUUCUUGGUUUAUGAGGUCCAUUUCCUGUAUUAUUAUUAGGUACAAUAUCAGGAUCUUUCUAUAGUUAUUANUCAUUUAAUUGCAAGCCUAGAAUCACUAUCUUUGAUGAAAAGAGAGAUAUUUCUUAAUAGCAAGGACUCAACAUUUCUUUGUCUUGGGAACCAAUUUAAAAACCUAUUCCUUUAAACAAAUAAACAAAAAGAAAACCAUGGUUUACUUUAUAAGUCCUUCAUGAUUCUAUAGCAGAUUAUCAAAAACAGAAAUCUAUCUGUUUUGUUAAUUAUACAAAAGCAAUAUAGAAUAAAGAAAGACCAAAAUAUGAUCAUUAAAUAGAUGAUAGUAAAGUAGCAUAAGCUUAUUUAAAAUUAAAGUAUUUAAUAAUUAAAAAAGACCGAAUUACUCAAAAAGAUAUAUUGAUUUUGCUAAGGUGAUAAACAGAAAUAAUGCAUCUCCUAAUUUCAAUAAAUUUUGA
This is a messenger RNA of Paramecium pentaurelia, 571 nucleotides long. The record is from the annotation of a GenBank genome assembly. Lineage: Eukaryota; Ciliophora; Oligohymenophorea; Peniculida; Parameciidae.